AUGCUUAAACCCAUCACCCUCGGCCUCCGGGGCCUCUAUUUCGUCAUGGCCCUGACCAUCCUAGCCCUCGCGGCAGCCAUGAUCGCGAACCAGGUGUACGACACGCCGCCCGUCACCACCCGCUACAGCACCUUCACAGGCGGGUUCGGCAUGAUCGUCGCCGGCGUGGGUGUCCUGUGCACCUUUGUGUCCUUCGUCCCCGAGCUGGUCCCUCUCGUGCUGGACGGCCUGGCUGCUCUCUUUUUCCUUGGUGGUGGCAUUGCCUGGGCCUACGGCCUCAAAGACACCUCCAACUGCAGCAACUACGAAACGAUGCUCUACAGCCCGCUGCUCAACCAAGGCAGCAUCAAGUUCGGGGACAAGACGGGCUACGGGGUAGCCGCCGGGGAGGACGCGACGCCCGAGUCCAUCAUGAGCGCGCUCAAAGGCAACUGCCAGCGGGCGCAGGCGGACGAGAUCCUGCAGUUUCUGUGCUUUGGGUUGGGCACGGCGCUGGUGGGGCUCGGGUUCUUGCAGAGGCGUCGUGGUGGUGGGAUGCAUUCGGGGGCGUACGUCGCUUAG
Messenger RNA from Chaetomium globosum CBS 148.51, 561 nucleotides. RefSeq lists its product as uncharacterized. Gene Ontology annotation, biological process: eisosome assembly; protein localization to plasma membrane. The transcript has 3 exons. Lineage: Eukaryota; Fungi; Ascomycota; Sordariomycetes; Sordariales; Chaetomiaceae. The coding region runs from base 1 to 561 and encodes 186 amino acids. The record is from RefSeq and is a predicted model, not a curated record. Gene Ontology annotation, cellular component: eisosome; plasma membrane.